Clupea harengus (Atlantic herring) is the source of this 1293-nucleotide messenger RNA. RefSeq lists its product as uncharacterized. Bases 209 to 985 code for a protein of 258 amino acids. The transcript is spliced from 6 exons. Lineage: Eukaryota; Metazoa; Chordata; Actinopteri; Clupeiformes; Clupeidae. The record is from RefSeq and is a predicted model, not a curated record.
UCAGGUGGGGGAGGUGAGGCCAGCAGGUAGAGGAGUCAGAUCCUCCUUUCAGAGGGAAGCUUGAGGUUCCUCCUCGCCGGCUGUUUCCUGUUUUCCACACUUCCCUCGCCCUCUAAACUUCUGCACUGUGGACUAACAGUGCCAGAGAGGACCAAGCCAAGCCUUGGACGAGUCGGUGCAGGUCCCCGUCCCUCAACACGCCACUAAGAUGCUCUGGAUCUUCUUCGCUGGGUUGUUUCUCUGGGUUUAUCCAUACGCAGAGGCAGGUUGUUUUAACAUCACAGAAUUGAAAGAGGACAGCAUGGUGAUUACUGAAAUGGAAUGCUGUGAUCCGAUCCUGAAAAAUGCUUCUUUAGAGCACUCGGGAUUGUACAUUUGCUCUUUGUCACAAUCUAUAGCCGAUACAGUAUGGAGCAUACAUGAAAAUUUCUCUGCAAUAUGGGUGGAGGCUAGCCACGGUGCUCACAUCUUCGAGGAGGGCCAGAACGUCACCUUGAAGUGUGAAGCUUCCUCCACACCCGCCUCUGUUGCCUGGAGCUGGGAAAGACUGGAUAAGAAAAGGGUGUGGCAGGAAGUAGACACUGAGAAGCAGCUGGUGUUGAGCAGAAUGGAGGACAGUGGGGAGUACCGUUGCCGUGGCCACAGUGAGAUAUUAAACGUCACACGGAAAAGCCCGGCCUAUCAGGUCUACUUCUUCUCCAUACCUAACUCAGGGAGUGUGAGUCUGGCUGCGGCUGCACUGAGCCUGAGUCUGCUGGCCUUGCUCCUCCUCGUCGCGCUGGGGCUGUGGCUCUGGCUCAAAGAGAGGCCUAGCCCAAACACCAGAACCGCUGAGCCAAAUGACUAUGGUUCAAAAGGAGCUAACAUUCCUCCAGUGGAUGAUGAUGGCGAUGUCUACAUGAACAGUGUGGAGAUUGAGAAGGUCUACUCCAACCUAAACCCCACCUUCAGGGCAGAGGACCAAAGCUUUGCUACGCUCACUUAAAGAAGACAGGAUUAAAACCACUCAAUCACGCCUUCAACUACAUGAGACCAGCCUGAGAGAACCUGUAUCAAUCAGACAACCCAUAUCUACACUAAAAAGAGAAGACACCACCAAACCCCAGUCUCGUAAUGGAAUUCCAAAACUAGCCUGAGAGAAACUUUAUCAACCUGACUGAAUCUGAGGGAACCUACACUUACUCUGUACACCAACACGGGUAGUGUCGAGAUCGAGAGCCAAAACUAUAGCCUGAGAUAUUUUAGCUUCACAAAAGGGAACCUUCCUAUUGUCAAUUAAGCCAAUUAUGAGUA